AUGGCAGCUGAUAAAGGAGAAGUCUAAGAGUAUUUACAUCUAUUAAUGCAACAACCCGGAGCAAUAGGUUAUGUCAUCAUUAACUAUGAUGGCAUCCCAGUCAGAUCUUAUCCUGAAGAAACUAUGCCAGCAGUUUAAUACGCCGCAUUAGUAGCUGAUUUGGUGACAAAGACCAAGUAGACAUUAAAGCAAUUGAACUAGGGAGAUUCAGACUUCGUUUACUUGAGAAUGAGAACCAAACAAGACACUGAAAUUAUUGUGACCGAUUAUAUAACUCCCGGGAGUGGAAACGAGUACAUUCUUGUCUGCAUUCAAAGUUGCAAAUUCGGCAAAGUCGAUGAAGAGGAAGUUGUUCCUGUAUGA
This is a messenger RNA of Stylonychia lemnae, 363 nucleotides long. The record is from the annotation of a GenBank genome assembly. Lineage: Eukaryota; Ciliophora; Spirotrichea; Sporadotrichida; Oxytrichidae.